AUGAGAAUAUACAGAGGUGACGUGAUCACAACAUACAAGAUACUAAAGGUAAUAGCCGAGAUUGACAAGUACAUCCUCUUUAAAUUGAAAGACAGCAGGUUCCGCCACGUACCAGUAGCACAUCUCAAGUUCCGCCACAUACCAGUAGCACAUCUCAAGUUCCGCCACGUACCAGUAGCACAUCUCAAGUUCCGCCACGUUCCAGUAGCACAUCUCAAGUUCCGCCACGUACCAGUAGCACAUCUCAAGUUCCGCCACGUUCCAGUAGCACAUCUCAAGUUCCGCCACAUACCAGUAGCACAUCUCAAGUUCCGCCACGUACCAGUAGCACAUCUCAAGUUCCGCCACGUACCAGUAGCACAUCUCAAGUUCCGCCACGUACCAGUAGCACAUCUCAAGUUCCGCCACGUUCCAGUAGCACAUCUCAAGUUCCGCCACGUUCCAGUAGCACAUCUCAAGUUCCGCCACGUACCAGUAGCACAUCUCAAGUUCCGCCACGUUCCAGUAGCACAUCUCAAGUUCCGCCACGUUCCAGUAGCACAUCUCAAGUUCCGCCACGUUCCAGUAGCACAUCUCAAGUUCCGCCACGUUCCAGUAGCACAUAAUUUGUGUCCCAAUCGCUGUGUCUCAGCCGCUGUGGUGACUGAGCAAGAGUGA
Molecule: messenger RNA, 657 nt
Organism: Procambarus clarkii (red swamp crayfish)
Lineage: Eukaryota; Metazoa; Arthropoda; Malacostraca; Decapoda; Cambaridae
Source: RefSeq, a predicted model, not a curated record